This is a messenger RNA of Vicia villosa (hairy vetch), 2190 nucleotides long. Its product is annotated as transcription factor GTE7-like. The coding region runs from base 251 to 1900 and encodes 549 amino acids. Gene Ontology annotation, molecular function: protein binding. The transcript is spliced from 3 exons. The record is from RefSeq and is a predicted model, not a curated record. Lineage: Eukaryota; Viridiplantae; Streptophyta; Magnoliopsida; Fabales; Fabaceae.
CAUCUCUUCUUCAUCGCUCAGAUUCGAGUAAGAGAAAUUUCAAACCCUAAAAGUUUUACCCUUUUUCAUAUUUUGGGUUUUUCUUCUCUCAUUCGAUCUUGACCUCUGUUUUCUUCGCCGGCGCGUGAAUCAUCUCUCGGCGCGUGGGUUUUACUGCACCGCUGACUUAUGCUUUGUUCGAGCCGCAUUUGGAAAUUCAUGCCGGAAUUUCGCCGGAGUCUUAUCAGACGGCCGUGAUUUUCACACUUCCAUGGCUUCCGCUGUUCUAUCCAACCGGAACGAACCGAAUUGGCCACAGCAUAGAAGCAGUGGAGCAGGAUUCAUGGGGAAAACACCUUUCGCUAACUCUAACCCUAACCCUAACUCCAAACCUAAAUUAGGAAACAGCAAGAGAACGCAAUCAGCUUCCGAUGAUGCUUCAUCGAUCAACCGGAGAACGAAUGAGGUGAAUCAUCACUCUCAACACGUGACGUUCAACGUUGCGUCGUACUCGAAGAAUGAGCUGAACGAACUCAAGCAUCGUCUUGUUUCGGAGCUCGAGCAGAUUCGUAAUCUUAAGAAUCGGAUUGAGUCCGGUGAGUUUCAGCCUCCGAGGAAAUCGAUGAACAAGAAGAUUUCUGGUAACAAGCGCCCUGUUCCGAAGGAUUUUAAGCGGUCGAAUUCGGAGAUUGAGGGUUUGAUGAAGGGUUGCGGGCAGGUUUUGCAGAAGCUGAUGAAAAACAAACAUGCGUUUCACUUCAAUGCUCCUGUGGAUGUUGUGGGAAUGAAUCUUCACGAUUACCACGAUAUAAUCAAGCGACCGAUGGAUUUAGGUACAGUGAAGUCGAAUCUCUCGAAGAAGGUUUAUGCUACGCCAGCUGAAUUUGCUUCUGAUGUGCGAUUAGCAUUCAACAAUGCACUGACUUAUAACCCUGAAGGACACUCUGUGAACACAGCUGCGGAACAGCUUUUAGCUAGGUUUGAACAACUUUAUCGUCCAUUACAUGAGAAAUAUGAAGAGUGUUUAAAGCAAGUUCACCAUUUUGAAGAGGAAUUGCAGGCUAGUUCUUGGAACCAUGUUGAGCCACCAGAAAGAGUUAAGAAGAAGAGGGAGAAUCCGAAUCCGAUUCCAGUCCCUCCUGUAGAAUACCAACAUCCAGAGCCUCCUCAGCCCCUUGCAAGUUCUUCUAAACCUCCGGUGGAACAACCUCAAGUAGAACAACAACGUCCAUUGAUGCAGUCUCCAGCGCGUCCGUUGAUGCAGUCUCCAGCGCGUACACGCACGCCGUCGCCAAUGCAAGCUACUCCAGUGAAGCCUUUGAAGCAGCCAAAACCUAAAGCCAGGGAUCCUAACAAAAGGGAUAUGAAUCUUGAGGAGAAACAGAAAUUGGGAAUGGGCUUGCAGAGUUUGCCACCGGAGAAAAUGGAACAGGUUGUGCAGAUUAUAAGGAAGAGGAAUGGCCAUUUAGAGCAGGAUGGGGAUGAGAUUGAGCUUGAUAUUGAAGCUGUUGACACCGAGACUCUAUGGGAACUUGAUCGAUUAGUCACUAACUGGAAGAAGGCGAUGAGCAAGAUCAAGCGGCAAGCACUAAUGGGCAAUGUGAAUAACAAUGGGACUUCAAACAAUGACAAUGUGGAAGUACCUGCUAGUGAAAAGGUUGAUGAAGUGUCACCUGUUGAGGCAAAGAAGCCUAAGAAAGCUGAAGCAGGGGAUGAGGAUGUUGACAUCGGAGACGAUAUGCCAAUGAGUGUGUUUCCCCCUGUGGAGAUUGAGAAAGAUAAAGAUGUUGUAGUCGGAGGCUACGCAAGUAGUAGUUCGAGUAGCUCGAGCAGUUCAGGCAGUGAUUCCUCUUCAUCAAGUGAUUCAGAUUCAGGGAGUUCCUCUGGGAGUGAUUCUGAAGCAGACAAUGGGCACUUAUAGCAAGAUGGGGGGCUUUAGAAACUAAUAAUUCAGAAGAGUGUGUAGGUAGAUGAAGAGUGUUUUUUGAAGGUCACGUAAUCUUCAGGCAUUGUUUGUUGGUUCAGUGGGGGAGUAGCGGACUGGAUUAUGGUGUGAUGUAGAUGUAAAAAUGAAAGGCAAGUGAAUCAACACAAAUUGUAGGCCAGAAAGUAGACUGAAAGAUUAGGAAUAGAAUGGACUAGUGUUUUUUUGUUUCUAGUUUAACUUGUACACAUAUUAAAGUAAAUAGAUGACUCAUCUUAUUUUAAAAA